GUUUCACGUUCCAUGAUUUGUUUUGAUCACCUCUGCAGCUGUGCAGUUUAUUGAAAUUACGCACAGCAAAUGAAAGUUAUGGGUUGGAUCAAAUUCAAAUCAUGUAAGCGUAUAAAAGAACGAGUCCUGUAACUCUUACUACAUAGCACGAGCGUGCGAUGGUCGCACCCACAGAGAAUAUAGGCAUUCAGACGUCGAAGUAUUGCAAUGUGGCCGGUCUAGGAGUAUUGAUUUUUGACUAUUUCUUAACGCUCGAACUUGAGAUUCGAUGGACAUGGAACAGGCGCUGGAACAUAACUCGUAUUCUUUUUGUAAUUUCACGCUACAUGGCCUUUGCAGCAGCUGGCAUGACUUCAUAUGGGAUCCUUGCUACACGAGCGAACGAGAAUUGCUUGUACUUCAGCAGGACUUCAAAUGCAAUUCACAUCAUAACUAUUGUAUCAUCUGAAGGUCUUUUGAUCAUUCGUACAUAUGCGUUCUGGAGAAAGAACAACAAGCUCUUGGCAGUGUUACUAGUCUUGGCAGCAAUUUGCAUUGGGUGUGGUGUCGGUCUCACAGAUUUUGUCGGUGAUCUACUAGCGGUGCCCGCAAACCCUUCAGCUCCCCCCACAAGCAACUGCACUUUUGAAGCGAGUAGCAGCAGUGCCAUUCAAUAUGGCUUUCUCGUGGCCUACGAAAUAUUGCUAUUUUCCUUAAUGGUGUUCAAGAGAUAUAGGGACUACAGAGACUGUAACAGUCGACUGGUGAGAGUAGUCUUCCAGGGUGGAGUGUGGUAUAUGGCUCCCAUGAUCUUCGUUUCUGCGGUCAAUACGGUGAUCACGGUUGUGGUGCCAGUAAGUUGCAUAUUGUAUGCGCUCAUUUGACGAUUUUUGCUAAUUUUGGGCAGAAAUCAUACAACGAGAUGCUGGACUUGUGCGUGGCAAUUCAUUCAGGAUGGUUCAAUGAAAAAAAACUGAUGCAUCAUAACAGACCACAACUUGUCCUCCACAGUGUGUUGGCAUCCCGUGUACUCUUUAGUCUGCAU
Molecule: messenger RNA, 1024 nt
Organism: Suillus fuscotomentosus
Lineage: Eukaryota; Fungi; Basidiomycota; Agaricomycetes; Boletales; Suillaceae
Exons: 13
Coding region: 159-863 (234 amino acids)
Source: RefSeq, a predicted model, not a curated record